ACAGUGAGAAGCUACCGGUGAUGCUACAUGCUGCAACAAGCCCCUGUUCACUGCUGGACAUAGCUUUGGACUUUGAAUGCUGUCAGUGGGGUUAAAAGCAAGCAAGCUUGAAUUCAAAAUAUGGAGGGACUAGUUACUUGUUUUUUUAAAAGAUGGCGGUAGCGUGAACUUUGCGUGGCUUUUAUAAUGCUAGUUAGCGGAGAAGCUAGCUAAUGCUAGUUAGCGGAGAAGCUAGCUAAUGCUAGUUAGUUUGGCUAACGUUGAGUGCAAACAAACAGCUCAGUGAAUCAGCUCCUUUGCUUUUGUUAGCCAUUAGCAGUGGGUCCUGGACGGAAUGGUUCAUCUGGUGGUUUGAUGGGGAUGUUAAGGAUCAUGAUGCCGGCCAAGUUCCAGCUUUUGGCUGUUUUGGCGUUUGCAGUGGCGAUGCUCUUCAUGGAGAACCAGAUCCAGAAACUGCAAGAGUCGAGAGCCAGACUGGAACGUACUAUUGCCAGACACCAGGUGGCUGAAGUGGAGCAGCGUCACAGUGAGGAAGCUGGGCGGGAAUCAUCGCCAGUGGCAGAGAAAGAUGACAUGGUCAUCAUCUACAACAGAGUGCCCAAGACGGCCAGCACCUCCUUCACUAACAUCGCCUACGACCUGUGUGGGAAGAAUCGCUUCCACGUACUGCACAUCAAUACCACCAAAAACAAUCCCGUCAUGUCUCUACAAGACCAGGUGCGCUUUGUCAAGAAUGUCACCUCAUGGAGAGAGAUGAAGCCCGGCUUCUACCACGGCCAUGUAGCUUAUCUGGACUUCUCAAAAUAUGGAGCGAAGGGUAAGCCCAUGUACAUAAAUGUGGUGAGGGACCCCAUAGAGCGCCUGGUAUCAUACUACUACUUCCUACGUUUUGGAGACGACUACAGACCUGGUCUACGACGAAGGAAACAAGGAGACAAAAAGACCUUUGAUGAGUGUGUGUCAUCAGGCGGGUCUGACUGUGCACCUGAGAAACUCUGGCUUCAGAUCCCCUUUUUCUGCGGCCACCAUUCAGAGUGCUGGACUGCAGGCAGUAGAUGGGCCCUGGAACAGGCCAAGUACAACCUGGUGAAUGAGUACCUGCUGGUUGGAGUAACUGAGGAGCUGGAGGAUUUCAUCAUGAUCCUGGAGGCAGCACUGCCACGCUUCUUCAAGGGAGCCACAGAGCUCUACAGAACAGGAAAGAAGUCCCAUCUGCGAAAGACCACGGACAAAAAGCCCCCCACCAAAGAGACAAUAGCCAAGCUGCAGCAGUCUGACAUCUGGAAGAUAGAAAAUGAGUUUUACGAGUUUGCACUUGAACAGUUUCAGUUUGCGCGUGCGCAUGCCGUCAGGGAAAAAGAUGGAGAACUUUACGUCCUGACUCAGAGCUUCUUCUAUGAGAAGAUCUACCCCAAAGUGAACUAAUACUGUUGCCAGAUAAAAGAGACAAUUAGAAGUCACUUACACUGUGAGGAAGUUUAUCAAUAAUGCUGGUGAAUGCUUUUUCUGACCCUGUUACAGUGCAGAAAGUCCCUUUCAGACUGUACAGUGGACUCUCUAUGAGGAAUGUGUCCAAUUUUUUUUUUAUUGCGGGAGCAGCUGUUGAGAGAACUUAACAUGGAUAUAAACAGUCAGUCUGAAUGGUGAGAAGGAAUUUAAACCCAGAUCAGGGUGAAAUGAGUGCUGGAUGUGAUAGACCUCAAAUCCCAAACACGAGCAGCCUUUGAUUUAUGCAGUUCUGUGUUUGGAUUUAGUUGGAGCGUCAGGAUAGAAGCCUCAAACCUCAACUAGUUCACCAAGUUUAAACCAUUGUUAAAUUCGUUUUUCUGACGGAUUAACAGGAGCUGUUGAACUUCAUGUGGUAUUAUUCUUGCACACCACAUUUUAGAUGCACAAAUUCUUUUUUAAAUGUUAAAACUGCAACAAAUAAAACAAAAAAACAAUCAGAGCUACAUUUGUACAUACUGUGUUAACAUGUAGGUAACAUGUUUUUGGACCAAUUGGUAGCAAAAGAAAAAACAUUGGACCAUUGCAUCCUUUGGUGCGUGACAAGUAUUUUUUUUAUCCCUCUGAGAUGUUCUCAAUUUUUAGACAUGUUUAACACAUCACAUCAGUAUUUAAUCACUGAGAAGGUGACGUGCAUCUUUGAUAUAACUGAUAGCUGCUGUUUUAUCAGCUGAAAUGACCACGGCUGGAGCAGAAGAGAAGAGCUCAUGAAAAACAGAAAGAAUGUUUUGAGUACAGGGUUCACCAGAGCUUUGAUGUGGUCACAGGGACAAAGGUGGAGGUAGAGCUGAAAGUGCCUUUAUUACAAUGUUAUGGACUUUUUUUGGGGGGGGGGUGGUAUUAAUUUUUCCUGUGAUCCCACAAUCAUGUUUUCUCUUUGUUUGUAUUCAUAUGCAUUGCAGUUUGUGUUUGUAUUCUGUUUCACACCUCAUUUACAAUUCAAACAUAAAUACAU
Anoplopoma fimbria (sablefish) is the source of this 2461-nucleotide messenger RNA. RefSeq names its product heparan sulfate 2-O-sulfotransferase 1b (gene hs2st1b). NCBI's taxonomy places the organism in Eukaryota, Metazoa, Chordata, Actinopteri, Perciformes, Anoplopomatidae. The record is from RefSeq and is a predicted model, not a curated record. The coding region runs from base 355 to 1425 and encodes 356 amino acids. Gene Ontology annotation, cellular component: membrane. Gene Ontology annotation, molecular function: heparan sulfate 2-sulfotransferase activity. The transcript is spliced from 7 exons.